CUGUGUUUACAAAAUGUACAGUUAGUAGCUUAUUUCCGGUUGUGUAUGUGUUUACAUCCACAUAGAUAUCAAGCUUUAGAGCAAAAACAAACGACUGACAGUACUGCAUUAAUAUAAAGAAAUUGUUCUUAUGCGGAAAUUUGAUUGUUGCAAAAUAUGUCAUUCAUUGUAGAUUCUUGCAUCAUGUUCUUAUUGCAGACCAUAUUCUUUGGUGGAGGCUGGCUGUUUUUCUUAAAAAUCUUGUACAAGAAUUAUGAGGUCCAUCACUCCGGAGUAUUGCUGAUGUUUUCCACAACGUUUGCAUUGUCCUGCACCAUGUUUGUCCUGAUCAUCUUUGAAAUCAUCGGCAUCAUGGAUUCAAGUUCUCGGUAUUUCCACUGGAAGUUGCAGCUUUUUGUGAUUCUCUUUGUGCUGAUAGUCCUCCUGCCUGCUUACAUUGGAUUCUUUGUUCUAUCCAACCUCAGACUGGUCCCCCAGAAGCCCCACAUUCAAGUGGCCCUGACCUUUGUGUCCUGGUGUGUGUUCCUGUACUUCUUCUGGAAGAUUGGAGACCCCUUCCCCAUACUGAGCCCCAAACAUGGCAUAUUUUCCAUUGAGCAGUGCAUUGGGAGAGUGGGCAUCAUCGGUGUAACAUUGAUGGCUAUCCUGUCAGGUUUUGGUGCUGUCAACUAUCCAUAUACCUCAAUGUUCUGCUUCAUCAGGCAUGUGACGGACGCUGAAAUCCAGGGAAUCGAGAAGCGACUCAUGCAGACUAUGGAUAUGAUCAUGUUGAAAAAGAAAAGAAUAGCUCAAGCCAAACGGGAAAAUCUCCGCUCAGCGGGGCAGAAAAUUGGUGGAGGAAUCUGGGGCAUGCUGAAGACUGUGGGUUCACCGUAUGGCGGUUCUACAGAGAAUAUAAGCCAGUUGAAGCAAGAAGCAAGUGGUUUAGAAGAGUUGUCACGGCAAUUAUUUUUGGAAACAGUUGAUCUACAUACCACCCAGGAGAGGAUGGAGUUUUCCAAAACUUUUAAAGGAAAAUACUUUAACUUCCUGGGCUACUUCUUCAGCGGUUAUUGUGUGUGGAAAAUAUUCAUAUCCACAGUAAACAUCAUCUUUGACAGAGUAGGAAAGGUGGACCCAGUGACCCGUGGCAUAGAAAUUGCUGUCAACUACCUUGGAAUACAGUUUGAUGUGAAGUUUUGGUCCCAGCAGAUCUCCUUUAUAUUGAUAGGCAUUAUAAUAGUAACUUCCAUCAGGGGUUUAUUGAUCACCUUAACAAGGUUUUUCUAUGCCAUAGCAAGCAGCAAAUCCUCCAAUAUAAUAGUCCUGUGCCUUGCACAAAUAAUGGGAAUGUACUUUGUAUCAUCCGUGUUACUCAUGCGAAUGAACAUGCCUCUGGAAUACAGAACAAUUAUAACAGAGGUACUGGGCGAACUACAGUUCAACUUCUACCACCGCUGGUUUGAUGUGAUAUUUCUUGUCAGUGCACUCUCCAGUAUUGGUUUCCUUUAUAUCGCCCAUAAACAUGCAUCGGACACCAUUAACUAGACUUAGUGCUGCCAUUUAAACACAUAAUUGUUGGGUUUUGAUUUAAACAAAUAUGUAUUGGGUUUUAUUUUUUAAAUGAUUAUGUUUGUAUGCAACUUACAUCUGGCCUUGUAUUCACCAACAAAUUCUUAGACAUCAUCUGAAAAUAAAGAAUAUUCUUUAAACUGUUAUAUAUGUAUAGUAGAAAAUAGAUCAAUAUUACAUUGAUUUAAAAACUCAAACUAGAUAAUUCUUCAUUUUGUGAACAAUUAUGACAUAAGCAACAUUUGUUAACCAUGUUUUCUGAAAUGAGGAACGUAUUUUUCUUGGUUCAGAGUCUUUUCUUUAUUCUUAAGUCUAAGAAUGGUGAAGACUAGCUGGGACCUCAUGACUUCAAACCUUCUAUUGCUUUAUUAUAGACUUUAUUUUAAAAAUUUAACCAAUUGUAAAUCAAGGGUAACAUUUAAGAAGCAUACUCAUUGAUCAAUUUUUUUAAUGAAGAUUGAUUAUUAUAUCUAGGAUUUUUUUUUAACCUUUUUUGUUAAAAUGCACUUUUCUAAAGCUUACUUAUUUUAUUUAAAAAAGGAACUUCUUUUUCUCAGAAUAUUAUCAAAUAAUUCCUUGACCCUUAACCACUUAGAUACUUAUUUUGACGCAUUUGUAGUCCCUUAGAAAGUUAUAUUUAAGUUAAGACCUUUCUUACUAGAUUCACCCUCAGAUACUGAUGAGCAGCAAACAGCAUAAAACCUGAACAGUCACUGCGAGUUACUCGCAGGCUGUUCUGCUUUUAUGCCGUUUGCACAUAGCCAUUUUCACUUCUCCUCUGAGUGGGAUAGGGCUAAAGUGUAAUUGGAAGAUAAAUGAUGUCUGCAAUUUAAGUUACAAUGACAAUAAUUUUUUUUGAAAGUUUUAUUUGAGAUUUCUAUGAAUCUCUAUUCUUAAACUGCUGAUGUAAAAGUAGGGAAUAAGUUAAGCUUUCAACAAUGAGCUUUAGUUUAUUUUUCUUGAAUGUUUUGUUUAAUGUCAACUUUAUAUAUUUAAAUAAUUACCAUCUUAAAUCUGGACUUAAUGUAUUUUUUUUAUAUAAAUGCAAAUGUAUUUAAAUACAUUCUUUUAAAUGCAACUGCUCUUGACUGGCAACAAGUUUUGAACAUUCAAAAAGCGUUUGUUAUAGGAAUAUGCAACUAUUGAUUGAAGCGAUAAAGUUAUUUAGGAAGAGCCUCUAUAGCUCAAGGCAGAAAUAUAAAUCUUGUAACUGGGCCAGUGUUGAAAUACUAGCUUCAUCGAAAAAAUACAUAACAUGGCAAAGAACUGUAAAUUAUAAAACAUUUAUAAUAGUAUGCAUAGUACAAGGUAUAUAUACUUAUUUAAGUAUUGAUGGUUAUUUGAAACCUUUUGCCCACAUAUAAAGAAUAUUGGAACAAAAAACUGAGAAUAAGGAGAUUGAAUGUGGGUUCAAUUAAUUCAUAUUGACAUGUAAUUAACUGCCAGACUUGUUUGAUAAGGGAUAUUGAUGUUUAUUAAAUGGUAUUAUAUUAUUUAUUAUAUGUUUGUCAAACUUUUAUAAGGGUAUUGUAUAAACAUAAUGUUCCUUUUAUGUUUCUACUUUAAAAAGAUUUUAAAUUAUUUUUCUGUAAAGAUGUCUGUAAGUUUCCAAUUUGUUUGUGCCAUUUAAUGGUUUUAAUUUGUCAAACAAACUGAUGAGUUACCCUGAUUUUACAUUGUUGUAAAAAACAACAUGUGGAAUGUUUUAAAGAUGACAUGUUUUGGAUGUUUGUACUUGAAUCUAUGUGCAACAGUCGACAACAAUUGAUUGUAUUUAUUUUGAAUUUUAAUUGUUGACUAUAUGGCAUUAUGUAAAAUAAAACUGUGAAAUAGUUA
Molecule: messenger RNA, 3387 nt
Organism: Dreissena polymorpha
Lineage: Eukaryota; Metazoa; Mollusca; Bivalvia; Myida; Dreissenidae
Product: Golgi pH regulator-like
Exons: 15
Coding region: 157-1527 (456 amino acids)
Biological process (GO): intracellular pH reduction
Cellular component (GO): Golgi cisterna membrane
Molecular function (GO): voltage-gated monoatomic anion channel activity
Source: RefSeq, a predicted model, not a curated record